Messenger RNA from Drosophila novamexicana, 2859 nucleotides. RefSeq names its product mothers against decapentaplegic homolog 3 (gene Smox). The coding region runs from base 1011 to 2471 and encodes 486 amino acids. The record is from RefSeq and is a predicted model, not a curated record. Gene Ontology annotation, cellular component: heteromeric SMAD protein complex. Gene Ontology annotation, biological process: regulation of transcription by RNA polymerase II; SMAD protein signal transduction; cell differentiation. NCBI's taxonomy places the organism in Eukaryota, Metazoa, Arthropoda, Insecta, Diptera, Drosophilidae. The transcript is spliced from 2 exons. Gene Ontology annotation, molecular function: RNA polymerase II cis-regulatory region sequence-specific DNA binding; DNA-binding transcription factor activity, RNA polymerase II-specific; I-SMAD binding.
ACACAUGUACACAGCAGUAGGCAUAGACACAGACGAAAGAAGAACAAGCAGCAGAGGAGAAUGCGAAUAAGAACUGCGUAUAUGUAUGUGGAAAUACAAAACAGCAGACACAACGAACAGUGUGCUUUUUCGGCAUAGAUCUCAAACCUCAGACGAAUUAAAUCAACGCAAUUAAAACGCACAAUCUAAUCAAAAACCAUCGACAAAUAAGCCGCUGGCAUAAAUUGUGAUCAAACAGCUGUGGAAGUGGAAAGGGCACCAAAAAAGUAAUCAUAAAGUGCGAAAGGUCAGCAGCAGGAACAUUUCGCUGUAUAUAAAACUGUGUGCUUGUGUGUGUAUGUGUAUGUGUGUCUAGCUGUCACUUUCUUGCGCGCGCACAAGACAUACACAAAUUGAAAUCAGCGACAACCCCUCCCCCACAACCCAUCAAAGACAAAACUUGACAUACGCGCCCGGUUCCGGUGCCAUCGAGCCACCGCCGUUGGUCAGUUACCCGUCUCUAGACCCAUCAACAGCGCAACACUCGGUUGCAAUCGCAUACAUAUAACAAAAAAAAAGUGGAAGUGCGCGUUGCUUUGGUUGCAUUUCCUUUUUGGUACUGUUGCUAUCUAUGAGAUUAUAAUCCACAUUCAGCUCCAGGCAUUAAGCGCAGGUGCCGGUGCCAACGUUGCCGUCGUGCUGCUGUUUACAUGUGGAAGUUGUUGUACAGAAACGCUGACAACAACAAAGGACGCUGCAGAGAAUCCAGAGGAGCCAAACAAAACAUAAGACCUCAGCAGAACCAGAGUAUUGUGCAGCUUUAAUUGCUGUAGACCGACCUUAUCAAUUGCAAACUGUAAACACUCCGGCGAUUAUUAACGAAGCAGACCGUCAAGACUGGAAUAUAAGAGCUAAAGGAGUUGCUGGAGCAGAGGUGGUGGCAGGCACGCGUGUUAAGCGUUAAGCCGGCUUUGUGUGUUGUACGCGUGUGCGGGGGAGGGGGGCGCGGUUGAGUGUCCACUAUUCGUGAGAUGUUGCCAUUCACUCCGCAAGUGGUUAAACGUUUGUUAGCACUCAAAAAGGGCAACGAGGACAACAGUGUCGAGGGCAAGUGGUCCGAGAAGGCCGUCAGGAAUCUGGUAAAGAAGAUCAAAAAGAAUUCACAGAUUGAGGAACUAGAGCGCGCCAUCUCCACACAGAACUGCAAUACUCGGUGUGUGACUGUGCCGCGCAGCAAGCCCGCUGCCACCGGCGAAAGCCUACGCAAGGGCUUACCGCACGUCAUCUAUUGCCGACUGUGGCGCUGGCCCGAUUUGCAGUCACAGAAUGAAUUGAAACCGCUCGAGCACUGCGAGUACGCGUUCCAUUUGCGCAAGGACGACAUCUGCAUUAAUCCGUAUCACUAUAAAAAGAUUGAGCUAUCAAUAUUGGUUCCCAAAUCGCUACCAACGCCCCCUGACUCCAUUGUCGAUUAUCCAUUGGACAAUCAUACACAUCAGAUACCAAAUAAUACGGAAUACAAUGCUGCAAUAAUACGCAGCGCCUCGCUCAGUCCGCCACAGUAUAUGGAAUUGGGUGGCAGCAGCAGCAACAGCAGCAGCAACAACACCACAGCAACUGGAGCCGGCGGCUACCAGCAACAGCAGCAGCAGCAACAACAACCAAACUCGCCGCUAUCCUUUGGCAGCGUAGUAGGCGUGGGCCAGAACUUGCCGCCAGGCAGCUGCAACAUGGACUCGCAAUCCAGCGUGCUCAGCGUGGGCAGCAGCAUACCCAACACGGGCACCCCGCCGCCGGGCUAUAUGAGCGAGGAUGGCGAUCCAAUUGAUCCAAAUGAUAAUAUGAAUAUGUCGCGGCUAACACCGCCCGCCGAUGCCGCACCAGUGAUGUACCAUGAGCCGGCCUUCUGGUGCUCCAUAUCCUACUAUGAGCUAAAUACCCGUGUGGGCGAAACCUUUCACGCCUCACAGCCAUCGAUAACGGUGGACGGCUUUACCGAUCCAUCCAAUUCGGAGCGCUUCUGCCUGGGCCUCCUCUCUAACGUGAAUCGCAACGAGGUCGUUGAGCAAACCCGUCGCCAUAUUGGCAAAGGCGUUCGCCUCUACUAUAUUGGCGGUGAGGUCUUUGCCGAAUGCCUGAGUGAUUCGUCAAUCUUCGUGCAGAGUCCCAAUUGUAAUCAGCGCUAUGGCUGGCAUCCGGCAACCGUUUGUAAAAUACCGCCUGGAUGCAAUUUGAAGAUCUUCAAUAAUCAGGAGUUUGCCGCCUUGCUCUCCCAAUCGGUAUCCCAGGGAUUCGAGGCAGUUUAUCAGCUAACGCGCAUGUGCACCAUCCGCAUGUCCUUCGUUAAGGGCUGGGGCGCCGAAUAUCGCCGACAGACGGUUACCUCAACCCCCUGCUGGAUCGAACUCCAUUUAAAUGGACCACUCCAGUGGCUCGAUCGUGUACUCACCCAGAUGGGCUCGCCUCGUUUGCCCUGCAGCUCCAUGUCCUAAGUGUGGCAGCAAAACAAAGCUCUUCGACAUAUGUACAUGUACACAUAUAUAUAUUUAUAUAUAUAUAUAUAUGGAAUAUAUAUAUAUUUAUAUAUAUAUAUAUGGAAUAUAUAUAUAUUUAUUUUUUUUUAUCUAUUCCACAAAGCGGAGCAAUUAAAACACAAGAAGUGAGAACAAAAAACUAACAAGAAGUGAAAAGAAAGGUAAAAAAGUUGCAGUCGGAAGAUACCGACUGCCGGAUACUCUGUUCCCAGUGUGUUUAUACGACGAGUUGGAAAGGAACAUGGCAAAAAUAUAUAAACGUAUGUAUCUCGUCUUAUAUGGAGAUCAUCAAUAGUCCUUAAAGGAAAUUUGGUCACUAGCUUUCAAACAGUUUGGCUAUAAAGCG